This is a messenger RNA of Manis javanica (Malayan pangolin), 7902 nucleotides long. NCBI's taxonomy places the organism in Eukaryota, Metazoa, Chordata, Mammalia, Pholidota, Manidae. The record is from RefSeq and is a predicted model, not a curated record.
AUGAUGGCCUCUGUCAUUGCAGGGUGGCCCUUUGACAACAUCACAUGUAAGACAAGCGGCUUGGUGCAGGGCAUGUCUGUAUCGGCUUCCGUUUUUACACUGGUGGCCAUUGCUGUGGAAAGGUUCCGCUGCAUCGUGCACCCUUUCCGCGAGAAGCUGACCCUGCGGAAGGCGCUGGUCACCAUCGCGGUCAUCUGGGCCCUGGCCCUGCUCAUCAUGUGCCCCUCGGCCAUCACGCUGACCGUCACGCGCCAGGAGCACCACUUCAUGGUGGACGCCCGCAACCGCUCCUACCCGCUCUACUCGUGCUGGGAGGCCUGGCCCGGGAAGGGCAUGCGCAAGGUCUACACCACUGUGCUCUUCGCACACAUCUACGUGGCGCCGCUCACGCUCAUCGUGGGCAUGUACGCCCGCAUCGCCCGCAAGCUCUUCAAGGCCUCGGGCCCGGCGCGGGCUGGAGAGGAGGCGGCGGUGGAGGGCGUGCACGGGGCCCGGCGCAAGGCCAGGGCGGUUCACAUGCUGGCCAUGGUGGCGCUGUUCUUCUCGCUGUCCUGGCUGCCCCUCUGGGCCCUGCUGCUGCUCAUCGACUAUGGCCAGCUGAGCGAGCCGCAGCUGCACCAGGUCACGGUCUACGCCUUCCCCUUCGCCCACUGGCUGGCCUUCUUCAACAGCAGUGCCAACCCCAUCAUCUACGGCUACUUCAAUGAGAACUUCCGCCGCGGCUUCCAGGCCGCCUUCCGCGCCCAGCUCUGCCCACCGCAGUGGGGAAGCCACAAGGAGCCCUACUCACAGCGGCCUGGCCAGCUCCUGUGCACGCGGGUCUUCGUGGAGGUGCAGCCCAGUGACUCGGGCCUGCCCUCUGAGUCGGGGCCGAGCAGUGGAGCCCCUGGGACUGCUCGCCUCUCCCUGCGCAAUGGCUGGGUGGCCCACCAUGGCUUGGCCCGGGAGGAUCCCGGCUGCUCCCAUCUGCCCCUCACCAUACCAGCCUGGGAUAUCUGAAUGGAACAGGGUGGGCAGGCCCUUGAACCUGAGGGCCCGGCCUGGACAUGUGAUACCUGGCCAUGACAGCAGCCUGGUGUGGCAUUAGAAGAGGGUGCCAUGUGCCUCUCUCUCAAAUAUACGGCUGUGGGGCCAUGGCUCCUGGUAUCUUUGCUGUUGUUUCCUUCCUCCUCCAGGGAAAGGAGCUAACUUUCCCUGAAAGCCUUCUUUGAGGUAGACUCCAUGAACAUCUUCUCACUGAAUUUUUACGACACUCUAGGAAAGGUAUUCUUAUCCCUGUCUACAGAUGUGAAACUGAGGCCCAGAGAGGAGGUGUGACUAGCCCAGUCUCUCAGCUGAAGUCUCACAGGAGCCUGACUCCAGUACCUGAAUGGAGUUCACCAUCUCCAGCUGUCUCCAGAAGGGGCCAUUAAGGGGGAGCACAGUGAAAUGUGUAAGUGUUACCCGCAGACACUAGAGCAGAAUCCUUGCUUCUUGUCUUCAUGUGUUAAAAGUAUUUAACACUGGAGACUUAGGAGUAUGAGAGCAAGCAGUCACUUUAUUAGAGAUGUGAGGAAAUAGAAACACCUUGAUAGCCAAGGUGGGCUGCUCAAAAGAGAGUCAGCCCUGGGAAGAAUCAGGGUAGCUACUAUUAUGGGGAGCAAAAAUGUUUAUCCAAUAGUUAUUAGGUCAUCUAGCAUGAGUAGGGUUGGUUUUAAUUAGCACAUGUGCAAUUGGACUACAUACAUACAUGUAUGUUGCAAUGGUCAUUUCAUGUAGUAUUAGCAUAUAAAAUCUCCACCCAGGGAUGGGAAAUUUAGUAUUAUAAUGAGCAAAAGGCAACAGAACACCAAAUUUCCCUUAUGCACAUGUCUCAAGUUGUUUUUCUCAGUCCAUUGAUUAUCUGACCAAGUGGUCUCUAAACCUAGGACACAGUGGCUGUGAAACUUGUUAAAACAACAGGUUGACAUGAAACACAAGACGUACUGGAGCCUUACAGAGCCAGUGGUCCAAGUCACAGACAUUUUGUCAGGACUUAUGUGGGGUUGGACUGGUCUCCAUUUUUUUUUACUUAUCUCAUAAAUUCUAAUUAAGCAGCUGGGAAGAAGCAAAAUGCAAAUCUGGCCUGUCCAUUUGAUGCUUUGUGUCCGUGCCCUGGAGUCCUUCAUGUGUUACUGAAACCUCUCCCGUUGCCCCUUUCCUGGGAGGACGUGGUGUGCUGCCAGCUCUGGGUGGGUUUGUCUUGUUUGGGUAUCCAGGACCAUUCUCUUCUGCAAUGGGACAUCCCAUCUGGCAGCUGUGGGAGGGGUGCUGGGAGCCUGGGUCAGCUGCAGGCAUUCUGGGUCUUGCCCUCUGGGGCUGAGCCCAGAGAAGGGAGAAGGGAGCUCUGUCCUCCCUUCUCCCCUCGCAGAGCCCAGCACCGGCACCCACGCCCAAGCAGGAACUGACAAUUCAGCAGACAGCUGCAAGGCCACGUGGAGGCAUUGGUUUAUUUACUCAUGAACAGAAGGAAAGGAAAGCCACUACCCACUUCAGCCUUUGGAAACACAUCUCCCCACUGGAGCUGCAAGUACAAAGCCUCCUCCAAGGCUUCUUCUCCCUGUUCCCUCACAGGGAGGGGGUGGCAUAGGCCAACCACAGCUGGGGUGCCCUUGGGGCCUCCUGGAGGACAAACACUAAACUCCUGGGUGCAGGUAACUCAUGUACCUAAAGACGGGUGGGGACCAGGAGGCCCCUUGUUUUCUCUGACCCAGCACACCUGAGUCACCUAAGGAAACAAAAAGCUUCUCUCCAGGGUGGGAGGAAAUGGUGAUGCCUGCACAGACCCUGUGAUCUGCAGUGAAGUGUUUUGCAUCUGCAGUGAUGUUUUCCCCUAAUCUUUAGAGAAAACAUAAUGCUGCUAGAAUUUUAGUGAAUAGAAAAGAAACAUUUUCAGGGGUCAGGGCAGAGAACGUAACUCUGAGGCUCCAUUGUUUCCUUAAUCCACUAGCAAUGACUUAACCCUAUUUACUCUUCUCUAAAUCCUGGCUGUAGGGGCAGAAGAAAAUUUCUAAGCAAUUGUAUAGUAUGUUCUCCAAGCAUGUCCUUACACAGUUUCACUUGGUCCAUAUAAAUGUGAUUGAAGGAGAUGUUGCCACUUCAGAAAGUAACCGAUACUCAAAGGGGCCAGGUUACAGGCCACAGAGUGGCAGGGUUUGGAUUAGAAUUUGUCUUCAGAUCAUUUCUUCCCAUGGGGCAAUCUGCCUCUCAAGGAAGAUAGAUUUAGUAUAAUGGGAGGAGAGCUGGAAAUUCCCAGAGGCUUUCUGCCUCAGUGAACCAGUACACUAAUGGAACCAGAAUCCAGAAAUGAAAGUCUGUUGUGUUUACUCUUACAAUAUCCUGCCUGAGUUGUUCUGUGUACAACAUCCUUAACCCAUGUGUUGAGUAGCUGCCAAGACCCGUCAUGACCACACCAAUCCAGAUGUCUGCGGGGGAUGGAUAAGGGUCUCAGGAGAGGGUAUGCCGUCUUGCUCUUCAUUAGCUAGUGCAUGGAUGGGGCCCAUUGCUAGUGCUGUGUUACUGUUAUGUGUCACAUAGGCUGGAGACUUCCCAGCUGUUUAUUGUGAAGAACUUUGCCUCCAGGAUGUACGAAUUGGCGGGAGAAAGGGCCAUCUCAAAUGCAAAUGCUUGUCCCUGUGGCUGCGUGGGAUCUGUCUGGAGACACUGUCUGGCUCUCCUCUGGGGAACCUUUCUCCAUUCGCAUGGCCUCCCCAACCACAAAUUUGCAGCAUUUACAGUGGUGGGAGACCAGGGCGCUCACCUAAGCCAACCCUUCUACCAAGGCACCUUUGUUUUAUUUCUCCCAAAAGAUGCCAUGCUUUGAAAUAUUGGACCUCCCCAAAAAACUACACUAGGUCAUAAUUCAUAUAUUUUGCUGCUAUUUUUUUAUUUAUUUAAAAAAACAAUCAAAGGCUAUGCCUGCUCAUUUAGAGAUUUUUCUCUGAAUAGUAGCAGGCAUGACUUGAUUUCACGAUGAAGUGGGUACCAGUGGAAUGUUCAUUUUGUAUGUAUUUGGUAAAAUACACGCAACAUAAAUUUACCAUUGUUACAAUUUUUAAGUGUACAGUUCAGUGGCAUUAAGUGGAUUCACACUGUUGUAUAACUAACCUCACUGUUGAUUUCCAGAAAUUUUUUAACAUCCCAAAAGUGCAACUCUAUCCAUAAACAAUGACUCCCUAUUCUUCCCAGCCCUGUUAACCACCAUUCUACUUUCUGGCUCAAUGAAUUUGACUACUCUGAGUACCUCAUACAAGUGGAAUCAUACAGUAUUUGUCCUGUUGUGAUUGGCUAAUUUCAUUUAGUAUAAUGUCUUCAAGAUCCGUGGUGUAGUAGAUGUCUGAAUUCCUUUCCUUUUUAAGACUGGAUAAUAUUCUAUUGCAUGCCAUAUUUUGUUUAUCCAUUCAUCUGUUGGUGGACAUUUGGGUUGCUUCUUGUUUUGACUGUUGUGAAAAAUGUGUGGAGUUUUAAGAUAUUGGAAGUAGUUCCUGAAAAUAGUGCUUGUGUGAGCCUUGAGGACAGAGACCCUAGGUUGGAAACCCAGGAUCUCUCCCAACUUAGCAUAUGGAAAACAAAGCAGAGACUCCAGGAAAGCUGCAAUUCAUCCCACUCCUCUUUGCCCACCAACCACUCAGAGCUUCUUUUUCUGGGCUUUACUUCUUGACUUGAGUGGCUAGAAAAUUGUGUGUUUCCUCUAUGGGAUGGUAUUUUAUGAAGCUAUUUUUAUAAUUAUAGCUUUAUUAUCCUCACCGGAGAGCUGUGUCCUGACACCAGGGCUCUGUCAGAAGCCUUGUCCAGCUUCUCCAGGGUAUGAGAUAGUAAGCAAUGCAGCCUCCUCCUGAAGUACCACCCUGUCUGCGGGCUGCUCGGGUCUCCUGAGGUGACUGCCCUUUCACAGGCAGGAAGUUUGGAGAUGAAUUGAAGAGGCCUGUUGACGCCGGGCACCCCCACCCCAGAAGGGACUAUGUGUCCCGUCUUGCCACAUGCAGCAUGAGUGGUGAUUCCAAUCAUGGAUCUCCAUUGAUCAAUAGCCCCUUGACUUCACCAUGACCACGCAGCACUCAACAGACCAAUGUGAGCUGGAGGCAGGCGCCCCACCUGGACCCCACAAACCACAAUCUGUCCAGCCCUAUGCUGAGGACUUUAUCCUGGGAGGAUGCAUGAGUUGCUUUGGGUUGGAAUGGAGGGCAGUGUUGGCAAAGUAGGGUGAGAGCCCCCCUAUCAUUAGUCUACUGUGUAUUCAUCCAGAAUCCAGAUGAGAGCCAAACCAAGGACUGGAGGGACAAAGCAUUGCUAUUAAGCUCUGUACCUUUUUUGCAUCCACCUCCUCAGCUCACCCCUUAGAAGUGCCACUGAGGAAAGAUAGAUGAGAAGGAGGUGACCCAAAUGGGCCUCAUUACAAGCAAACAAUGUUGAAUCAACAAUAGACUCCUUGUUGAAUAUCCCAAUUAUUUAUGUUAAUGGUAUUUUAUUGUUGGGUUUUUUUCCUCUCUCUAUACAAACACUCUGUGAUCAUUGAGAAAGUUUUACAAAAUUUAGAUAAGCAAAGAGAAGAAAAUAAAAAGCACCCAAAUCCCACCACAGCAAAUAAUCUUAGAGUCACAUUUAAAAUGUAAAAUUUUGCAACAGCUUUAUUUAGCAUAAUUUGCAUAUGAUAAAAUUCACUUACCUUAAGUGUACAUUUCGAUGAGUUUACCUGUUGCAUACAUUUGUGUAACCGUCACCACACUCAAAAUAUUUUCAACAACUCCAAAAAAUUCCCUCCUGCCAAUUAGUAGUUACUCCUUUCCCUGACUCCUGGCCCCAGAUAACCACCCAUCUGAUUUUGGUAUGUCAUGUACAUGGGACCAUACAGUGUGUAGCUUUUUGAAUCUGGCUUUUUUCACUUAGCACAAUGUUUUUGAGAUUCAUCUGUGUUGUGGCAUGUAUCAGUUAUUUGUUCCUUGUUAAUCCUGAGUAGUAUUUUGUUGUAUGGAUAUAUCACAUUUAAUUUGUCCAUUCAUCAGGUAAUAGGCAUUUAGGUUAUUAUCAGUUUAUUUAUUUAUGAAUCAUAAACAAUGCUGCUAUGAAAAUUCAUAUACAAGUCCUUAUAUGUGUGUUUGUUUUCAAUGCUCUGGGUAAAUACCUAGGAGUGGGUUUGCUGGGUUGUGUGGUAAGUGGAACAAACUGUGCAACAAACGGCCCAAGUGUUUCACCAAGUGGCUGAACAUUUUGUGUUCCCAUCAGCAGUGUGUAAGAGUUACUAUGCAACACAUAGUAUAUCGGCCUCAAAAAUUUCCCUGACGGCUAGUGAUGCUGGACAUCUUUUCUUAGUAUGUUUAUUGGUCAUUCUUAUAUCUUUUAUUGUAAAGUGUUUUCAAAUCUGUCUACCUUUGAAAACUAUGAAUAUAUUGUGGUACAAAAACUUGCCCCAAAUCUGAAAGGAACUUACCACUAAUAGAUGAUUUUUAAAUCCAUUCUUGAUGGGUUUAAAGCAAAAUAAGUAGAUAGAAUGGGAUAGAAGGUGAGAGGGCUAUUUUAAUAGGUGGUUAGGAAUGGCUUCUGAGGAGGUGGUAUUUGAGGACAGAUAGGAAUGAAGUGAGAGAGGGGGGCCAUGUGAAUAGCUGAGAAAGAACAACCCAGAUAGAAUAUCAUGUGCAAAGGCACUGAGAUAGGAGAGAGAUCAAUAAAAAUGGAAUAAAUACAUAUAAACAUGGAACAGAAUUUCAGUAGUUACAUUUCCGGUCAACUUGAAACAUUUACUAAGUCCUGUUAAAAGCCAGGCACAGUACUAAGUGCUUUGUCUGUUAUAUAUUUCUCAUAACUAUAAGCUCCAGAGGACAAUAGCUCUGUCAAUUUCACUCAUCUUUGUAGACUUAGAUCUAGGAUAUUGCCUAGUACAUGGGAGGCACUCAAUAAGUAUCUGUUGAAUGAAUGAAAUAAUGAAAUAAGCAGGUGUUUGUUAUUAUCCCCAUGUUAUAUAUGGAAAAACCAAGUCUCAAAGAAGUAACUUAAUGAACAUAACUAGAUGGAGAAACCAAGUCUCAAAGAAGUAACUUAAUGAGCAUAACUAGAUGGUGCUGAAGCUGAGACUGAAAUCUUGGUCAUCUGACCAAGAAGCCCAGAUUUCUGCAACUCUCCUGAGCUGCUGUGGAUUCUCCUUCCUAUAUUUGGGAAAUUGAGGUUCAGAAUAAAACAAAGGAACUUGAUGAAGGUCUCCUUUAAUCCUAAAAAUAAAACCAGCCAACCACAGGCUCCAGUCUGUUGUUUGGGCCAGAAGACCAUAUUUCCAUCACAUUCAGUGGCUUCCAAAGCUUUGAGAUAGAAGGAAUACCAGCAGUUUAAGAAAAAGGUGUAUGUUUAGUUUGACCCAGCACCACAUCAAGCCUAUAUGGCAGCUGUUGGCUGAAAGAAAUCAUCCUUUUGAUACCUCUGCCUCAUAGCCAUUGAUGGGGCAAAAGCUGCCCAGCUGGCUGUAAUGUCCUGCCUGGAGUUGUUUGCCAGCUGCAAUGCCCAUGCCUUGGAAUCCCAUCACCAACAAAUGCUGCUGUUGUCAUGUGCAGGCAACCAAAUUAAUGUGGGUGGAAAAACCCAAGCUUAGUGAUUUGGGCAAAUUAGUUUAUCUGUCACAUAGCCAGCAGUGGUGUUAAAUCACUCUCUGUUUGAGGAGUAAUCCCUCCCCACCUCACUCUGUCUCCCUCUCUGCGGGGAGGGUAGAAUAGCCAAAGCCAAGCUGUUUUCGUGACAGGGCAUCCUAUGUUCACGUGUUUUGGCCAUCCCCCGGUAAGAGCAUUUUGCAUAGUGUAUUUUGUUCAUUCAUAGUGCUGUCUGGCUGUCCUUUGAAGCCACCUCUACUGAUCAUAACCACCCCUUCAUUCUUCUCUAGUCCACGUCUUUGGAAAAUGAUUC